CGUCUUGCGUUUCUCGGGAGAGGCUCGCCAACGUCCGGCUCGGUGCGUCGUCCGUCCGGGCGGGUUCCUCUUGUUCUUUUUUUUUUUUCCUUUCCGUUGCGCGGCCCACGCACCUCGCGACCCGCGCCGCGGCCCUCCACGAGGCGAGCGUCUCGCCGGUGCAGUGCGGGUGCCGACCAGUGCCGCCGGGGAGUCGAGAGAGAGAGUGACACGGCCCUCGCGGGGAUUUAUUAAGGAGCGCCCCGACGCCUGGUCACGGAAUACGGGUCGACAGCAUGGUAUGAUACGCAACGGGUGCGUUUAGGAUCCCCGAAGAUGAAGCCCCUCUGCCUGUUGGCCUUCCUCCUGGUGCCCCUGGUCCUCGGGGUGACGCUGCAAGAAGAUGACCUGGUCUUCGACGACGUCGGCGAGGAGACUUCCCCGGUGACGGUCCACGAGGGUCAUCGGGACCAUCGGAAGGACCGGGAGAAAAUUCGGGAUGCCAAGAAACAUCGGGUCGAGAGACUUUGGGGGGUCCCGGGCGCCGUCGUCGCCGUCGGCCACGUCCUUAAAAUAAAAAUCCCCAAGCAGGCCUUCGGCGGAAACGUCGACCACUACGAGGUGCGCGGCAGUAAUGGGAAGGAACUGUCGAGCUGGAUGUUCUGGGACGAGGCCGCCUCCACCCUCGUCGGGGUUCCAUCCAGGAAAGACCUGGGACAGCACCACGUCGCCGUCAAGGCUUUUGGAAAACACGGAGACGCGGCUCGUGACACCUUUACCGUGCGAGUCGUACCGGAAGAGCAUAACGAGGUCCUGCACAAAGACGGCAAAACACAUUGCGAGGAGGACAAGGAUCAGACCCUGCUGACCAUCCUCUUGGACGCGAGAUUCGAAAGCCUGAAACCUCCUACCAGGGUCAACGCCGUCGAGAAUUUGGCCGGAUUUUUGGGAAUGCACACGAGCGCCUUCUCGAUCCAUCCUUACGAGCCGAAGGAAGUCUCCUCCGUCGUCUUCGCAGGCCUCGGGAACGUCAAACAUCGCCGGGAAAAACACAUCACGGCCAUACAGUGGCAGGUUGGCUGCAACGGCGGUCUCUGGCGACAUCAAUCGGACCUGGUGAAGCAGCUACGAGAGCAGGCCAAGGAUGGCACCCUGACGGAGGUCCUGCAGCUCCCCGUGUUCGUCUGGUGUGUCAGGACCCACGCGAACACGUUGGCCAGGAACCGCAGAGAGAUCGGAUCCGGGGAUUUCGGGAACGCCGACGAUAUCGAGUAUGACGGAGACUACGGCGACGGAGACUACGACGACGACGACGAAGAGGACGACGACGUCGACGAAGAGACCUUCACCGAGUCGCCCCUGGAGCACGUCCCCAAGGCACCUGGUGGCAGGGAAAACACGGAGACGAAGCCGGAACAUCCCCAUAGACAUCACCACGGAGAGCAGACCAUAGACUUCGGGAACGACGAGAUCGACCAGACGGAGAUCGUCGCGAAGAUGAAUGAAAACGUCGAUGCCAUCCCGACCACGACGAGAAGCUCUUCGUCUUCUACGACAACGGGAACAACGAGCACCAGGACGACGGCCUCGAGCAGCGGGAGUACCUCCACCGAGCCGACAAUUGGUUCGACGCAAACCCCAAGAUCGAGCUCGGAAUCGAUCGUCCACUCGUCACCUCAGCCAACGACCUCGCCGACAUCCCCGAGAACCUGGGGAACAACGAUAACCAGCUCGGCUAUGACGACAACCCCGGGUGCCGUCACAUCGGGAGGGCAGAUGACGGACUCGACGAGGUCGGAGGACCUCGAGGAGUCAACCGAGAGGACGAGAAAAAUGGAACUCGAGCCCGAGACCACGGCUCCGAUGGUUGUCCCCUCGGACCCCAACACCGUGUCAUACGUGACAACCACCGUACAACCUGGCACCCCCGAAGUUACGACGACCUUCGAGAAACCGACUAACACGAUCGCGGUUACCAUUAAUGUCACGACCGACGAGACGGUGGAAUCGACGACGAUGCCCGAGGUGAAGGAACCUACGACGCCACCCGUCACGACGUCGGUAGCAACGACGACGCCGUCUACGACGACCUCGACGACGACUAUGUCCACGACGAGCACCACGACCACGACGACGGAAAUGCCGUCGACGGUUCCUUCCACUCCGAUUACCUCGCCCAGUACCACGACGACCACGACGACCACCACCCAACCUACGACCACCUCCACGACCACCCCUCCACCUCCACCUACAAUCCCUACCACCGAGAAGAUCGAAUACGGCGUGCACAACUUCCCACCGAGACAAGAUAAACGCCUACAAAAGAUCGCCGUGACGGCUGGCAAACCUCUGAACUACACCAUCCCUGCGGACACCUUUACGGACCUCGAAGACGGCAACACCAGGAAGCUGGCCCUGAGUUUGUACCUGGACCACAGCCCCAUAAAGCACACCCACUGGUUGCAGUUCAAUCGGCGCAGCCAAAAGAUCUAUGGCUUGCCUCUGGAAAAGGAUAUCUCCAGUUGGGAUUACGAGCUGGUGGCCGCGGAUAGCGAAGGUCUCAAUGUGUCCGAUAGAUUGGACAUUCACGUUCAGCAGCACAAAUUAAGCCGAACGGUGAACCACGAGUUCAGCAUCUACCUGCGGAUUCUCAGACGCAGUGAAUUCCCAACAAAUGUCGACUGGGAGCUCAAGGUUAUCCAAAGACUCGCUGAAUUAUACGGCGACAGCGACAUCAGCCAGAUCACUGUGCGGUCCAUAGAGCUCGACCACGACCAGGCAAUCUUCACCUGGACGAACGACACCAUUCCUAGAGGCAGCGAGUGUCCCAGGGACCAGAUCAAUAAAUUAUUGCACGUCCUGGUUGCCAAUAGACACAACGAGCCUAGCGUCGCCUUGCAAGAAGCCUUGGCCCCGGAAUUCCAGGUGAAACGAGUCGUUUAUCAAGGGAUUGGACAAUGCGAGGAGGUCAGCAGACCGGACAGUCCGAAGACUCCCACACAGGAGCCGAAGACGAAUUUCCCACCUAUUCCCAGGAACCAAGUGGACCACAUUAACGCCACCGUUGGACAGUUACUGAUUUUCCGAGUACCAGAAGACACGUUCUUCGACCCCGAGGACGGUUCCGCGCGCAACAUGAAAAUGUCUCUGCUGACCAUAGACAGAACUCCGAUUCCACCACACGAGUGGCUGCAAUUCGACGGGAAGAACCAGGAAUUCUAUGGCGUGCCAUUGCAUAAGGACGUUGGACGAAAAGAGUACCAGCUGAUAGUCACCGACAAAGGAGGCGUCAGUGCCACCGAUGGUCUGGUCGUCGUGGUGCACCCAGCUCCAGUGAUGCACCACAACGUUGAGUUUUCGAUGACCCUGGCCAUUCCUUACGACUCCUUCGCCCACUCGGCCCUGCAGAAGCGGAAUUUCAUCGAGAGACUGCGCGAUCUCUUCAAGGACAAGGACACCGGGGCGAUUUCCCUGGACAGCAUCUCCAGGGGCAGCACAGUGGUGACCUGGCACAACAGGACCCUGCCGACGAACACCUGCCCAAACGACCAGAUCGUGAAGCUGCACAAGGUCCUCGUAAAGGACGACAAGACGUUGUCCGACCGGGUGGAGGAAGUGAUGAGUCCAGACUUCCCGGUGAUGCAGAUUACCUUGACUCCUAUGAGGAUCUGUCUGGGAGAGUUGACGGGGAUACACUCACCCGAUAGCUACGUGCCCCCUGUCGACGACUCGACCUCCCUCGGCGCCUCCCAUGACGACUACCUCAUCACCUUCGUCCUUCCUGCCAUCAUCAUCUCGGCGAUGCUGAUCCUGGCGGCCAUUAUUGCAUGCGUCCUGUACAGGAGAAGACGUAGCGGCAAGAUGAGCGUCAGCGAACAGGACGACGAGAGGCAGAGCUUCAGGAACAAAGGAAUCCCUGUGAUAUUCCAGGACGAGCUCGACGAGAAACCGGACCCUGGUAACAAAUCCCCGAUAAUCUUGAAGGAGGAGAAGCCACCUCUUCCACCCCCGGAGUACCAGAAGGCCGAGGACGGGGCGGACGUGCCGAUGCUCCCGAAGGAGAACUCGGAAGAGCCCUAUCAGCCCCCUCCGCCAUUCGCGACGAGUCGCGACAACAAUCGACAGAAUCGGCCGAAACCGACCCCGACAUACAGAAAGCCUCCACCUUACGUACCGCCCUAACAAAACACGGUGCAUUCGCCGACGCGCAAGUACAUGCUGGCGAUGCUCGGAGACUCCCCAACGCACGUGCAAACCCCACCACCUAACAACCACCACCACCAGACCAAGAAACCUCCUCUGGACGGCCGCAACGACGGCUACAUACAGAUGGCCAUCUUCACCGGGCGAUAAUCAUCGACGUCCGUUCGACGAUCCGUUAAAAAACGGGGGGGAAAAGAAAAUAGGAAAACGAGAAAGGAGCCAAAAAACCGACCCAAGACUCUCUCGAGGGCGGCAGAGGGAAGUGGCGACGAAGCAGAGGAACGAGACCCCAGGAACCCGAUUUUAUCUGAAAUCCCUUUCGACAGAGGAAGACCACCUAGAGGUCUGAAAGGAUGAAAAAACAAAACCCUGCAGAAAGCGGACUCGAACGGAGGAAAUCACGCGUUGCCUUUCGCAGCGAAAUUCCCAUUCGCUCGGCUUGUAGAGGGUGGAGGGAGCAUGGCUACCCGGAGGAAUCGGUAACUCGUGAUUUUUUAGGAUAGGAAGGGUUCGGACGGUGCCGUUGCUCCAGCAAUAAUGGCGUUUGGGAAGGGCAGGUCUUCCGUUCAAUAGAAGUUCCUCUUCUCGUCGCUCCUAUUUCUCCUCUACCGCGGAACACUGCCAGAGAGAAGAGGGCACUUUCCGGCCGAUGUCGAUCUCUUUCGCCUCGUUUCCGCUGGGAACUUUUUCUACGAUUUUGUACGAGGUCUCGCGCUGUUGGUCCCUAGAGGUGUGGGAGGGAAAAGAGGCGAAGGAGCUCGUCGAAACGGGUCGUCGAACGGGCGAGGGUCGGCACUCGGGAUCGUCUCCGAGGUUUCAGAAUAUCGGAGAGUCCGGUCGUCUCGUCUCCUCGUCUCGAGGUAGAGAGGGGAUCGGAGAGUCUCCAGGCGACAGGAAGUGCUUCCAUUGGCACUGUAGGCCACGCAGAGUUUAAUUCGAGGACACCGAGGAGUCGGAACGCUGAUCGCGGCGCACUCGUACGCACCUGUAAUUACCUAAUCGUCGUUCGAUAGACUAUAUAUACGGCCGGCGCGCGUGUACAAUUUUGAUACACAUAAUUUCUUUGAGGGCGCCGACACUCACACUACUGCCAGACGGACGUCACAGCAUUUACUUUAUAUACUACCACGUGGUCGCGUUGGUGUUUGGGCCGACUUUGUCAUCUUUAACUUCGAUUUUCGCGCACAAGAAUUUUUUUCUUCCCCCGAUCGCCGAUUAGGCGUCCAAGGACCAACGCAGUGCGCAUCUCUGAUAUCUGCUCCGUCUUCUUUUUUUACAUUUUAUUUCCUUAUCUCUACCGCUAAACGGGAAGCGAUCGAGAGAAAAAGAGGAAUUUAAUUGAACCAAAGAAGUAUUUCCUUAAUUCAUGGAAUAAUUUACUCAAACUGGAAGAAAUUGGAUGCAACGGCUCUUCGGGAUUUCAUUUAUUUCAGUUUAUCCGAGUCAAAUGAUUAUUCCUAGAGUUAAAAAUAUUAUUCUCUGGUACUGUUCAAGGAGAUGUACUUUUUUCUUUCUUUCUUUUUUUUUCCUUUUUUCUUUUUUCGGCGUAUCAAUGCUGAAGCCUCGGGCUCUCUUCGGGGUCUUGACGACCGGAAGAGACCGACGCCGCUUACUCGACACGAAUGACUAUUUAAUUUAGAUUUUAUAUAGUUACCAAGCCAAAAAUAACUAAUGUUUAAAGGGACGUAGGGAGGGAACGUUGAGACACGCUGAUGGAACAGCCUGGGAGGGAGAAAGUGCGAGAGGAAUAGUGAGAAUGCGCGAGUGCAACGGAGAAGGAGAUAAGCAUGAAUGACCGAUAGAGAAAAUGAAUGAAAUGGAGAACGCGUGAGCUGUACGCUCAGAAACGAUUCACUCUCGUCGUGAUUUUCCCUCUCCUUUCUUCUUUCGUCUAUCCGUUUGUCCGCUAUGUUAUACGAAGGUGACGAUAAUAAUUAUUAAUGGUAAUUGUAAUUAACGUGCAGUUCCGACAAGGAGACAGGGUACGGGCCACGCCGUGUAUGUCAGCGAAGUACUGUUUCUACCGUGAGGAAAAAAAAACAAAAAACAAAAAAAACAAAACAAAAAUUCAUUGAACCAGGGAAUCAUUUCCUUGGUUCGAUGAAUUUCUUUUUUCUCGGGGUAGUGUUUAGUUUUCCUCCAUUUUCUGAUUUCAUUUCCCAUCGAAUCUGAUCAUUUUCAAAGAAAGUCGGAAAGGGUGGACCCUCGAGUUGCCGAUCUGCAGUGCAUCUGCAUCUUGCAGGUGCAUUUUUGAGGAUCCGACCUCCGCAAGAAUCGCGCUGAUAACGAGACGACUCCGUGAUAACUCCGAGCUCGGAUCGAUCGGAUACUCGGGGUGUCGGAGGACGAGUAAUCAAUUGAAGUUACAAUAAUGUAUUAUUAAUAAUUCACUUCUUUGUAACGUUAAGUCUUAAGUACGUCUAGGGAUAUGAUAAUUGAGGCUCUCUUCGGGGCCUUGUUUAUCGCAGAGACAAUCGCUCGUCGCUUCUCUCUGGGCGAAUGUACACGCAGAUAGAUGUUCGAAUUUCAGUGAAAUGAAGAAAAAAAAAGAAAAAGAAAAAAUUAUAAUAACUCGGUACGUUCGACCGAAAUAUUUGGUUCGUUAUAAAAAAUCCUUUCUAAAAUCAUUUAGAGAAGAUUUCGAUGGAAAUACUUUAGUUGCUCGAAGCGAACGAGUUUCGGUAAAAUUGAGUAAAAAAAUUCCCUUCGCUUGGACAAAGCAUUUUAUCUUUUUAAUUAAACGGUAGAUUCUCUUCAGUUAAUCGACGAAUUUCCUUUUCUGCGUGUAUGCCGGGGAAUUACUGAGGAAUUGACAGCCCUUAUCGUCGGGAUUUCGAGCACUGAUCUUAACUUCCUUAUCGCUCCUUCCUUAGAGCGAAGCGAUUCGCCAGCUCCGCCGAAAGCCGACCCCUUUUUGGAGAUCUGUAAAGUUAUACCAUAUUUUGUAUUAACACCAGGUACACGUUGUACGCAUAACGAUUAACAUGUAACAGUGGCUCCACGUUUUUCUGUCGGAAAAUUAGUGCCGUUUGUUUGGAGCUGUAACAACAGAAAAAGAGAAAAGAAAAGAAAGAAACAGAAAGAAAAUGUUUCGUUUAUACGGAAACUGGUCUAAAGUCUCGCGGGAUUCAUCAGGUGAAUCUCGUAUGACCGUAGGUUAUACAUACACGUGUAUUACGCGAUGACUAUUGGCCAAGUCAAGACACAGAAAAGACUAGAGCCCAUCACGCAAUCACAUUGUCGCAACAGGGGGAUAAAAACGAAAGAGAGAAGUCUUGUCCUAGGAAAGAAAAUCGGGACCUGUCGUUCGCCUUUCAUCGCACCUUGCAUCAUGUAGAAAUACGUUCGAGGUCGCUGUAAAGAAAGAAAAAAAAAGAGAGAGAAAGAGAGAGAUGGAUACACUUCUAAGAGGUGUUUUCAAUACAGCCGUGAUUAAAAUGAAAAAAAAAAAGAAAAUGAAGAAAUCCACCAUCCCCCUCUAGAGAGCGAAACUACGGUCACCCGAAUGAGGCCCGUAAAAUCGCCGCCGAAUGAAGAACACGACGUGAAUUUAUUUUCUUAACCGCGCGACUGAUAAAAGCGAAAAAGAAAUGGCAAGUCCGAUUGCGCAACGUGUAUGCAACGACGUCGCAAUAAAUCCGCGUCUUAUCCGCCUAUUGUACAGUGAAAGAGAUUCCUCGCUUCGUUAGUACUUAUAUCCCGGCACUGUAAAAUAUCAGCUUGAGCUAUUUUAUAAACGCCUCGAUAUUCUGCUGUAAUAAAUUUCUCGUAGUAGGCUUAAGGUACAAAGAUACGAUAACGAACGAGACGAACGGUGUUGUUCAUUUCCGCGAUUGUUGGGAAGAAUAUUGGCGGCGAUUUUCUCGGCCCCUUAAGGUGGGACGAAAAUGGCGUCGAAGAGGUCGCAUUUGUGAAGCUCUUCUCCAAACUUUACAGCGUAAAUCUGGAGGUUACAAGAGAGAUCCUGAAACCCAUGAAAUUUGAAAUUUUGUACAAUUUCUUUAUACGCAUGUUUAAAAAUUCUUUCAUAAAUAAUUAAAUAACAUGGAUGGUCAAACCUUCCCAAUAGCCUCCAUGUUCACGUUGUCAACUUCGAUUCGGUUCACCUAGCUUGGAGAAAAGCUUCAUGACCCCUCGGAUGGCACUUUCUCGCUCCCUUAAUGGUGGAAUGGGGAUUUUUUUAAGGUGGUAAUAAUUCUUGGGGUCUGUUAGCCUAACCAGGUCGUGUCUGUGCGUAGUCUGCGAUAAACAAGUGUAAACUUCAUAUCACGCUUCUCUCAUAUCAUCGCUCUUCGCGUAUCCGCCAAACGCCACCGUCGUAUUUACUGUAAAACGGAGAUUGUGUAUCAUAAGCAUGUAUGAUAUUUAUAAAGAGAGGAUUAACGCUCGACAAUGCGAAUUGCUCUUUCGAGUUUGACGAAAGUGCAGAAAGGCUAAAAUAUUUCCACGGUGGAUAAUUAAUGUGCCUCCCCAUUUAUUUACCUCGUGGUGUCGCAUUAAUUGUGCACCUAUUUAAUACCAAGUACUGAAUGUCGGCAGAGACUUAUGUAUCUGAGUUUGUAAUCGUCCCGUGUGGUCCUUGGUAUUUUUUAAAUCCAUUUUUUCAACGAUUCUUUUUAAAUGGUGCUUUAGAUGUAAUUGAAAAUACCUAAGGGCUCGGCAUCCGACUAAUUGGAAUCCUGAAAAGUGAACAUUCGGAUAUUCGAAAUCUAGGUAGAGAAUCCAAACAAUUGAUUUUAAGGGGGGUUGGAUCUGAAAUGCGUUUCAAAGUGAGAUUUAAAAUAUGAUGGAGGAAUCCAGGAAAUAUUGGCAAUAUUUGUCAACUCUCAAGUAAUCGUUCCCAGGUUCUAAAGCCACUUUAAUCAGAAAUGUCCAGGCUGGACGAGUCCGCCAUUUUGAAACGUUGAAACGCAUCUCACGAUUCGUUAAGCCCCUGUUUAUUAAAUAAAAUGACUUUCCAGAUGCACGGGAUGGCGACAAAUUCGGACCGUAGAAACCCAACGGGCUUACGGGAAUAUUUUGUAAUUCUAAAGGGAGAUAUCCAACGGCAAAAAUCCCGGAUAGGAUUCCCCAAGACUGGUCGAUUUUCCAAGCGAGCUCGUUGCCGCGAAAAGCGCGAUUUCGAGGGAAGGAUAGGAAGAAAAAACGAGAAAAAGAAGAAGA
Orussus abietinus is the source of this 9345-nucleotide messenger RNA. Its product is annotated as dystroglycan. Gene Ontology annotation, biological process: muscle attachment; nerve development; morphogenesis of an epithelium. The record is from RefSeq and is a predicted model, not a curated record. Gene Ontology annotation, molecular function: calcium ion binding; laminin binding. Bases 316 to 4161 code for a protein of 1281 amino acids. The transcript is spliced from 15 exons. Lineage: Eukaryota; Metazoa; Arthropoda; Insecta; Hymenoptera; Orussidae. Gene Ontology annotation, cellular component: sarcolemma; dystroglycan complex; dystrophin-associated glycoprotein complex.